Messenger RNA from Erpetoichthys calabaricus (reedfish), 1164 nucleotides. Its product is annotated as carbonic anhydrase 4-like. Gene Ontology annotation, molecular function: zinc ion binding; carbonate dehydratase activity. Gene Ontology annotation, cellular component: plasma membrane. The record is from RefSeq and is a predicted model, not a curated record. The transcript is spliced from 8 exons. Lineage: Eukaryota; Metazoa; Chordata; Cladistia; Polypteriformes; Polypteridae. Bases 20 to 940 code for a protein of 306 amino acids.
AGUGAGAAAACCUCUUCUCAUGACGUGUCUCCUCAUCUGGUGGCCACUGGGAUUGACUUCUGCUGAUAAGAACAGUAACUGGUGUUACGGGAGACCAGAAUGUGAUUUCAAAACAUGGAUGGGAAAGUGUAAAACGGGGUCCAAGCAGUCACCCAUCAACCUGGAGAAAGACUCGGCGGUGCGCAACAAAUCUCUUACCCCCAUUGAGACCGAGGGCUACGAUGUUCCUGGCAAGAUAACCGGAGUCACAAAGGAGGAAAACACAGUGAAAGUAGAGCUGGGAGAAGGCAUUCGCAUAAGAGGUGGUGGUCUUGGAGGCGAAUAUGAAGCAAAAUCCAUAGUUUUUCGCUGGGGUGGUUUUCAUGAAGAUGGUGUAGUUGAAGACAACUUUGAAGGCUUGGAUGGCUCUGAACACAGCAUCAAUGGAAAGAAAUACCCCAUGGAGAUGCAAAUUAAUCACGUCAAACUCCCCGGUGCUAGCGGCACAACCAAGGACAGAGCGGUCCUUUCCUUCUUCAUUCAGAAAUCCAUGGAUAAGCCAAAGCCUGAUGAUCUUUUCCCCAUCUAUGACUGCAUUGACAAUUUAGAAAAUGGACAGAACUGUAAAAUGGACAGAAAGACAACGCUCACUGACUUCAUGAUUGGAGCUAACAUGAAACAUUACAUGCGGUACGAAGGAUCAGGCACCACGCCACCCUGCAACGAAAAUGUCAUCUGGACUGUCUACCUCGUACCCCUUUUCAUUCCUGCCAGCUUGAUAAAGAAUUUUUCUAUCCUCAAAAAUGAAGAAUUCAUAGAGAUGAAGAACGUGUACCGGCCAAUUCAGCCUCUCAAUGGCCGGACGGUUUACCUCUCAGCAGGGAGCUCCAUUCCCACCAUCUCUGGAGUUGCUCUUGUCGUCUGGGUCUCCAUUCUGCACCUCCUCAUAUAUGUCAACUAAAAAGAUCAUCUGGGGGUGUGGGGGGGCCGUGCGGCCCUUUCCUUCUUUUUAUUUUGAGUCUGUUGGACACUGAGGUGCAAACUCCUUGAAGGACCCACAGCUUUCAGACCCUCAUGUUAGGGUCGGCUGCACCCUCCUGAAGCCCCAGAGCAGCAACCUAAUAAUUUGGGGACUCCACACUCGUGGUGGUCUCUUACUGCCUUGUGCUCGGACUCUUUUCAUCU